This is a messenger RNA of Apiotrichum porosum, 1569 nucleotides long. RefSeq lists its product as uncharacterized. The coding region runs from base 1 to 1569 and encodes 522 amino acids. The transcript is spliced from 5 exons. NCBI's taxonomy places the organism in Eukaryota, Fungi, Basidiomycota, Tremellomycetes, Trichosporonales, Trichosporonaceae. The record is from RefSeq and is a predicted model, not a curated record.
AUGGCCCCACCACCCCCACCUCAUCCACCGCUCCACAUUGACAAACUAUCCCUCCAAAAAUGCACCGUCCCUCAACUAAAGGCUAAAUGCCAGCUGCUCGGCCUGCAAGGCGUGUCCAAGCUGAACAAGGCGUCGCUCGUACAGAAGAUUCUUGACACGGCCGUUUCCUCUCGGCAACGCUUGCCAACGUCUGACACAACCGCUGCAGCUUCAUUGCCCAGCUCCACAUCCACCCCCCUCCCACAGGCCCAUUCCUCAACCGAUGCCCGUUCCCAUGCCCCGUCUACCAUUCCUCGGGCGGCGCAAACGCACAACGUCGGCAACAAGAAGCGCCGCCGCGGAGACUUGCAGGCCCUUGCGGCUACCAUUCCUUCCAACGGUCUUGGCGGCCAUCGUCACGGCACUGUCGAGAACCGUGUGCAGCACAUCAAGACUCAUUUUCUCGAACGCCUGUUCCGUCGCUUGAACGCGGCGCGUUCCCCUCCCAUCUUGUCGUCACCGUUCCCCACUCCAAUACCGUACCCCGAGAGCCCUGCCAGGUUGCUCGCCUUCUCUGGCUUCCACCCAGCGGUCUAUUCGUGCCCCAACGAGGCCUUUCAAGUCGCCAAGCGGUUCUGGAUCACGCGCGCGCACACAAUGUUCCAGCUCGGUUCGGCGCAGGACUGGUCCGUAAACGCAACGGGAAUGGGCAUUCUCAGUCCUGACCUGGCUACGUGGCCAGCGGUAACCGCUUGCGAAAUGGUCACCGAGGACAUCUUUGUGGUGACCACAUGCAGUUCCGAGGCACUUGCCGCUGCUGGCACCUCGACGGAUGAUCGCUUCCAAGGAGGUUCUACAACGGCACCCAUUUCGCAACCUCACAGCAACGUACAGUACCUCGUCGUCGCCGCCACUGGUGAGGUUAUUGCUUCGUCUCUUUCCGCCCACGAGGUCGCGAAUGGCCAAGAGGCAACACGGCCAGUGAUUCACGGAUGCGCGCUCCGGGCCGACUGGAGUGCCUUUAUUCAAUCGCGCCAGAGCGUCCCAGAAGCCUGCGAUCACCCACCUUUCCCCAAACCAGCCAGACCGUCACUCAUCAGCCACGUCAAGACCAAAGACGCGACGGCUUUCCCGCAAGGAAUCAACAAGGCAUGGGCUGGCGCAUUUGAUACGCCUCAGGCAGCGUUAGCCGUAGCAGCAAGGGCUGUCCUCGCCAGCUGCGCCCUUAACAGCUUGAGCGGCAUCAAGCUGGACGCGCUGCAAAUGGACGGUCUGUGGAACAACAACUUGACGUCGCCAUCCGCGUCGACCAAAAAAGAUAUCGAGCUGUACCUUGCCGAAUCCCACCACGUCCUCUCCGUUCACCUGCCCCCACCGCCCUUCAGCCCCGCGCUGGCCGUCGUGCACCGCGGCAGCGGCAAGUCCGACUAUGUGCUCCGCGACACCGGUCACGUGGUCGGCGACGAAGAUGGAGGCGUCACACCGCUGUGGCAGGGCCUGCUGGGUGUAGACUACAAGGGUGUCGAGGUAGCAGACGUCAUGGGGUUCUGGCAAGGAUGGGAACGCCGUCUGCAGGCGGAUGUGGUCUGA